This is a messenger RNA of Phaedon cochleariae (mustard beetle), 696 nucleotides long. Lineage: Eukaryota; Metazoa; Arthropoda; Insecta; Coleoptera; Chrysomelidae. The record is from the annotation of a GenBank genome assembly.
AUGUAUGAUAACUUCCUUAAUGCCAGGAAAGCUUUCAGUAAAAUGGUGGAUGAACCAGAUGUAUUAUCUGAGAAUGAUAUUUCUGAGAGAAUUCAAAAACGCAGAAUACUCAGCAGUAGUGAUGAUGAUGGAACUAACAUUUCCAAUGUUCCUCGACAGAGACGACUCCCCACUCCACCUGCUGUUCCCAAAAAAUCUUGUAGUGAAAGUAUAUGUAUGAUAUCUGAUUCAUCUGAUGUGAUGGUUAAGUCCAGACAUGAUAUUAUAAAUAAAAAAGAAGUUUCAAAACCAUCCACUUCUAGAAAUUUGGGUUCACCUUCUCCAAUAAGAAGUUCCCAAAUUCAUGAUAGAGAGCAUUGGGCUAGUAGUGGAGCUGGGAAAAUCAUAGGUGAUAAAGUAAUUAAUUUGAACUUCAAAGAAUGUUACACAUUCAGAACAUCCUCAGGACAGGUAGUGAAAACUCUAAAUCAUGAUUUAACCUGCGAAUACCAUGAAGAAGCGGACACGAAAAUCGUUUACCACGCUUGCAAGAGCAAGAAAAAGAUCGUGAUAAAAUGUUCAGAUAGCGAUAUUCUGAUCAUCUUGCUUGCUGAGAGCCCUGAUGAGUCACCUGAAAUAUCAGAUAGUGAAACGGAAGAUCUCAGUGGAGAAGAUGAGGACUCCAAUGAUGAUGAAGAUGAUGAAGAUGAUGAAUGA